AUGUUUAUGAGGAAAGAGUUGCGUGGAGAGGUAUCCGAACUUGUUGUGAGCAUUAUACAAGCUCGAGAUUUAACAGCCAACCAGUAUACCGGAACCUUAGAUACAUAUAUUCGAGGAAUUAUACUUCCAGAUUCAGAUUCUAAAUUUCAGACAAAGAUUCAACGUAACACGACGGAUCCCGUCUACAAAGAACGCUUCCUGUUCAACUUUAACCCGGAAGUGCUAGACGAAAAGACAUUACAAUUCCAGCUGUUCGCUAUAGACAAAUAUCAACGCCAUAAAGUUAUAGGAGAAACGGAACUUCGUAUUGGUGACGUUGAUCUCAGGAAUCCAAUCAAAAUGUGGCUUAAUCUCAGAGAUAUAGACGAUAAGCCAACAGAGUUCGGUGAUAUUAUGUUCUCAUUGAGUUACCUACCCACUGCAGAACGGCUGACUAUUGUCAUAGUAAAAGCUCGCAAUCUACGAUGGUCUGAUGCCAAAGACACGGGAGAUCCUUUUGUUAAGGUUUACUUGUUACAAAACGGCAAGAAGGUCAACAAGAAGAAAACAACAGUGAAACGAGGCGAACGAAACCCAAUAUUUAAUGAAGCCAUGAUAUUCUCGGUUCCUGCAUCAGCACUUCCGACUGUACAGUUGCGGAUAACAGUAGCCGAACUUCUUCCAGACAACCGAACGCCAUCUUUAGGUCAUGUGAUUGUGGGUGCUAACACUUCCGGUACAGAACUGUCUCAUUGGAAUCAAAUGAUGACGUCAUUACGAAAACCAGUAGCUAUGUGGCAUUAUUUACGAAAGUAGCGCUCGAAAGAUAUUUAUGUAUAGACAUGUUUGAUGUUUUAAAUCAAGGACAUAUCAGAUGGGCAUGGUAUCAAAAAGAGAGAUUAUUAAUAAGUCAAAGAUUUUAGUCAGAAUAAAUCGUUUUGUUAUAAAUAUGUGAGAUAAUAAAAAUGCUAUUCUUGAAAUAGCAUGUCCGUUGCUUUUAUUUUCAGAAAUAACAUUAUUUCCGUUUA
Messenger RNA from Mercenaria mercenaria, 1007 nucleotides. Its product is annotated as synaptotagmin-12-like. Bases 1 to 795 code for a protein of 264 amino acids. The record is from RefSeq and is a predicted model, not a curated record. Gene Ontology annotation, molecular function: clathrin binding; calcium-dependent phospholipid binding; calcium ion binding. Gene Ontology annotation, biological process: calcium-ion regulated exocytosis; regulation of dopamine secretion; regulation of calcium ion-dependent exocytosis. The transcript has 6 exons. Lineage: Eukaryota; Metazoa; Mollusca; Bivalvia; Venerida; Veneridae. Gene Ontology annotation, cellular component: membrane.